This is a messenger RNA of Colletotrichum truncatum, 3612 nucleotides long. RefSeq names its product DNA mismatch repair protein msh6. The record is from RefSeq and is a predicted model, not a curated record. Gene Ontology annotation, biological process: mismatch repair. Gene Ontology annotation, molecular function: ATP binding; ATP-dependent DNA damage sensor activity; mismatched DNA binding. NCBI's taxonomy places the organism in Eukaryota, Fungi, Ascomycota, Sordariomycetes, Glomerellales, Glomerellaceae. Gene Ontology annotation, cellular component: MutSalpha complex; nucleus.
AUGGGAGACAAAUCUUCCCCAGCCGCUCGCACGCCGGCUAAAACUCCCACCUCGCUCAAGCGGCAGCCAUCUUCAGCUGGGGGUACUCAAAAGACCAUCAUGCAGUUCUUUUCUAAGCCUGCUAGUUCUGUCUCUCGUUCAACCCCCAAGGCUGCUGCACCGGCUCCCGACUCGUCCCCAUGCUUGAAAGAGUCGACGCGAACGAACUCGCUCCCCAAGUCUAAGCCACCUCCGAGCUUUACCCCAGUACCCAGUAGCGAUGCUCUGGAACCUUCGAGCUCCCAGGAAAACAUAGGCAGUACAGGACUCAAGAUCUCAAGUACCAGACCAAUUCUGGCAUCCUCGAGCCCUACGCGCAAGUCGAGAAAGCCGGUUAAUUAUGCAGAACCAUCCGACGACGAAGACGAAGACCCAUUUGUUCGUAUUCGAGCUGCAGGCUCGCGCAGCCGCACUAAGACACCAGCUGUACCGGUUGACGAUGGCGAUGACUAUGAGGACGCCGAGAGCAAUGAUGCAGUCGAUGAGGAUGAUGAAAUGGCCGAUUUCGUCGUAUCUGACGAGUCAGACGGUCCAUCCCGCUCCAAAAAGAGGAAGCGCCGUGACACUACCAAGACGACCCAAUCACGAAAGAAAACAACGGUCUCGUCUCCUAUCAAAGAAGAAGAGCAUUACGAAGAGGACGAGACUAUGGAAGAAAUACCGUCCACUUCAACGGCCCAGAAGUGGCGCUAUGAUCCAAACCAUGUUGCUUCCGGUAGCCCUCGGACCUCCAAUAGUCCCGCAAUGCGCCGACCAGCAGUCUCUAAUCGCAAGGAGAAGCCUCACACCAAAGAGCCCGAGGACCGCUAUCCUUGGUUGGCCAACAUUCAGGACAUCAACCGGAACCCCCCCGGUCAUGCUGAACACGAUCCUUCUUCCAUCUACAUACCUCCCGGAGCGUGGAACAAGUUCUCACCAUUCGAGAAACAAUACUGGGAGAUAAAGCAGAAGCUCUGGGAUACUGUCGUCUUCUUCAAGAAGGGAAAGUUCUACGAGCUUUACGAAAACGAUGCGACCAUCGGGCAUCAGCUUUUUGAUCUGAAGCUCACUGAUCGUGUCAACAUGCGCAUGGUCGGUGUUCCCGAGAGCUCUCUCGACAUGUGGGUCAACCAAUUCGUCGCCAAAGGCUACAAGGUUGCCCGAGUCGAUCAAAUGGAGUCUGCUCUGGGUAAAGAGAUGAGGGAGAGAGAUGACUCCUCCGCUAAGGGAAAGAAGGCCGACAAGAUUAUCCGCCGUGAGUUGGCUUGCAUUCUGACAGGAGGUACUCUUGUAGACGGAAGUAUGUUGCAGGAUGAUCUGGCGACGUACUGCGCUUCUAUCAAGGAGUCAGUCAUCGACGGCAACCCUGCGUUUGGAAUCACGUUUGUGGACUGUGCAACUGGACAGUUCUUCAUUUCAGAAUUUGAAGAUGAUGCCGACCUGACAAAGUUCGAGACUUUCGUUGCCCAGACCAGUCCUAGAGAGCUCAUCCUGGAAAAGUCUCGGCUUUCGACCAAGGCUAUUCGAAUUCUCAAGAAUAACACAUCUCCGAUGACCAUUUGGAACUAUCUCAAGCCAGGCACUGAGUUUUUGGAUGCCGACAUGAGCCGCCGAGAAAUCACAAGCAGUGGAUACUUUUCAAAGGAAGACGACGAUGACGAGGUUUUGCCGGAGACUCUGGCGCAAGCCCAAGGCAAAGAUCUGCUCAUGUCCGCUCUUGGUGGCUUGAUUCAUUAUCUCAAGUUUUUAAAGCUUGAAGGAAGCCUGCUGUCGCAGGGCAAUUUUGAGUGGUAUACCCCUAUUCGCCGCAACGGCACGCUCAUCUUGGAUGGCCAGACAUUGAUCAACCUGGAGAUUUUCUCCAACACUGUGAAUGGCGGGCAUGAGGGCACCCUCUUCACAUUACUGAAUCGAUGUGUCACACCAUUCGGCAAACGUCUGUUCCGCCAGUGGGUGUGCCAUCCACUUUGUGAUAUCCAGCGGAUUAAUGAGCGGCUUGAUGCUGUCGACAUGCUCAACUCUGACCGAGGUGUACGAGAGCAGUUUUCGUCACAGAUGACCAAGAUGCCAGACUUGGAACGCCUGAUUUCGAGGAUUCACGCCACACUGUGCAAGCCAGAGGACUUCGUGCGCGUACUGGAAGGGUUCGAACAGAUCGAGUACACUAUGGGACUGUUGGGUGCCUUUGGUGGAGGUAACGGCCUCGUCGACCGGCUUCUCUCUUCGAUGCCUAACCUGAGCGAACCUCUAUCCUACUGGAAGACGGCGUUCGAUCGAAAGAAGGCCAGAGAUGAACGGUUGCUCAUUCCUGAGCGCGGCAUUGAGGAGGAUUUCGACAACAGCCAGGACCGUAUCGAAGAGAUCAAACAGGAGCUGCAAUCGCUUCUAGGGAGCAAAAAGUCAGAACUGAAGUGCAAGGCCAUUAAGUUUACUGAUAUUGGCAAGGAGGUGUACCAAAUUGAGGUUCCCAAAGCGGUCAAGGUGCCGAACAAUUGGCGCCAAAUGUCAGCAACCGCGAGCGUCAAGCGUUACUACUUUCACGAGCUCACGGAUUUGGUUCGAGAACUUCAAGAGGCAGAGGAGACUCAUUCUCAGAUUGUUAAAGAAGUUGCUGUACGCUUCUUCCGGCGUUUCGACGCUGACUAUGAGACUUGGGCCCAGUCGAUCCGAAUCAUAGCUCAGCUUGACUGUCUCAUCAGUCUUGCUCGGGCAUCAGCGUCGCUAGGUGAACCUAGUUGCCGGCCGGAGUUUGUCGACCAAGAGAGGAGCGUUGUUGAAUUCGAGGAACUUCGCCACCCUUGCAUGCUAGACACAGUGGCCGACUUCAUCCCCAAUGAUGUCAAGCUGGGAGGUCAAACCGCCAACAUCAACCUGCUGACCGGUGCGAACGCUGCUGGCAAGUCAACUGUACUACGAAUGUCUUGUAUUGCAGUUAUCAUGGCACAAAUUGGAUGUUAUGUUCCCGCCUUGUCCGCAAGGCUUACUCCAGUUGACCGUAUCAUGUCACGGUUGGGUGCAAACGACAACAUUUUUGCUUCACAGUCGACUUUCUUUGUCGAGCUGUCGGAGACGAAAAAGAUUCUGUCGGAAGCCACUCCACGAUCUCUAGUUAUCUUGGACGAGCUUGGACGUGGUACCAGCUCUUACGACGGAGUAGCUGUUGCGCAAGCUGUUCUGCACCAUGUAGCCACACAUGUAGGCUGCAUGGGCUUUUUCGCAACUCACUACCAUUCUCUCGCCACGGAAUUCGAGAAUCACCCUGAAAUCAGACCACGCCGCAUGCAGAUCCAUGUUGAUGAAGAACAGCGUCGCGUCACAUUUCUGUACAAGUUGGAGGAUGGUAUCGCGGAGGGCAGUUUUGGAAUGCACUGUGCAGCCAUGUGUGGCAUCUCUAAUCGUGUUAUUGAGAGAGCCGAGGUUGCAGCUAAAGAGUGGGAGCAUACUAGCAGGCUUAAGGAGAGCCUGGAAAAGGCCAGAUCAGGUUGCUACAUCCCUCUGGGUAUGCUUAGCGACGUGGCAUCGUUACUCAACGGCGGUGAUGAAGUCGGCAAAAGGGGUGUCGAGGUCUUGCUUAAAGCUGUCGAGGCACUGUGA